This is a messenger RNA of Neomonachus schauinslandi (Hawaiian monk seal), 1964 nucleotides long. It is a transcript of the gene ZGPAT, whose product is annotated as zinc finger CCCH-type and G-patch domain containing. Gene Ontology annotation, biological process: negative regulation of DNA-templated transcription; regulation of transcription by RNA polymerase II. The transcript has 7 exons. The coding region runs from base 155 to 1684 and encodes 509 amino acids. Gene Ontology annotation, cellular component: nucleus. Gene Ontology annotation, molecular function: DNA-binding transcription factor activity, RNA polymerase II-specific; RNA polymerase II cis-regulatory region sequence-specific DNA binding; metal ion binding. The record is from RefSeq and is a predicted model, not a curated record. NCBI's taxonomy places the organism in Eukaryota, Metazoa, Chordata, Mammalia, Carnivora, Phocidae.
GCGGCGGCGGCGGCGGCGGCGGCGGCGGCGCUCGGGAGGAAGUGCCGGUGGGCUGCGAGGGCGGAAGCGGGGGCGCCGGUCGCUGGAGCCGCUCUGGCUCCCGCGCCUCCCGCUGAGGACCCGGGGGCCCGCCCCUGCCUUCCGUCCUUUCGGGAUGGACGAGGAGAGCCUGCAGACCGCCCUCCAGACCUACGACGCCCAGCUGCAGCAGGUGGAGCUGGCUCUGGGUGCCGGCCUGGAUCCCUCCGAGCUGGCCGACUUGCGCCAGCUGCAGGGGAACCUGAAGGAGCUCAUCGAGCUCACCGAGGCCAGCCUGGUAUCUGUCAGGAAGAGCAAGGUGCUGGCCGCACUGGAUGGAGAGCACCCGGCCCAGGACGAUGCUGAGUACCUGGCUUUCCAGAAGGCCAUUGCUGAAGGGGUGGAGGUGCCUGUAGCCCCCGGGACAGAGCUGGAGACCGUUCCUGAACGAGAGGCAAAGCCAGAACCCAGCGGGCCUGGGCAGGAGGAGGAAGAGGGGGAGGACGAGGAGGAGGAGUGGAGUGGGAGGAAGGUGAACGCGCCCUACUACAGCUCCUGGGGCACCCUGGAGUAUCACAACGCUAUGAUUGUGGGCACGGAAGAGGCCGACGAUGGCUCCAUGGGCGUCCGGGUGCUGUACCUCUACCCCACUCACAAGUCCUUGAAGCCCUGCCCGUUCUUCCUGGAGGGAAAGUGCCGCUUCCAGGAGAACUGCAGGUUCUCCCAUGGGCAAGUGGUCUCUGUGGACGAGCUGCGCCCCUUCCAGGACCCAGACCUGAGCUCCCUCCAGGCCGGCUCUGCAUGUCUGGCCAAGCAGCAGGACGGCCUCUGGUACCCGGCUCGGAUAACCGAUGUGGAUAACGGCUACUACACAGUCAGGUUUGACUCACUGCUGCUGAAGGAGGCCGUGGUGGAGGGGGACGGCAUCCUGCCCCCACUGCGCACGGACCCCGCAGGGUCCUCGGACUCUGACAGUGGCGACGCGGAUGACCCAAGCUAUGCCAGAGUGGUGGAACCGGGUGCUGCCGACCACGGGACCUGCAGCUCCGCUUUUGCUGGCUGGGAGGUGCACACACGGGGCAUUGGCUCCAGACUCCUGGCCAAGAUGGGCUACGAGUUUGGCAAGGGUUUGGGCCGACAUGCAGAGGGCCGGGUGGAGCCCAUCCAUGCUGUGGUGCUUCCUCGAGGGAAGUCGCUGGACCAGUGCGCAGAGAUCCUACAGGAGAGGACCAAGGGCAGCACGCCUGGAACCCGGAGGCCCCCGAGAUGCCGGGGGAGCAGGGGUGGGCGUCCUCCCCCUCGUAGUGUGUUUGACUUUCUGAACGAAAAGCUGCAGUGCCGGGCCCCUGGGGCCCUGGAGGCUAAGGGCCCCCCCCCAGGGAGGAGGAGCGGCAAGGAAAUAUACCAUGCCAGCAAGAGCGCCAAGCGGGCCCUGAGCCUGCAGCUCUUCCAGACUGAGAAGAAGAUCGAGCAAACCCAGCGGGACAUCCAGGGCAUCCAGAAGGCCCUCGCCCGAAACACCGGCCGGCACAGUGUGACGGCAGCCCAGCUGCAGGAGAGGCUGAUGGGAGCCCAGCGGGAGCUGGGGCAGCUCCAGGCCCAGGAGGCAGGCCUGCAGCGCGAGCAGAGGAAAGCAGACACCCACAAGAAGAUGACUGAGUUCUAGAGCCCCUGUGCACGCAGUGGACAGAGCUCAGGGCCCCCAGCUCCUGGCUGCCCUCUGGAAGACUAGCUGUCACCCAGCAACUAGAUGCUACUGGAAGAGGGGCCCCUGCUCCCAGCCUAGCCCCCAUGGCCAGCCUUCUCCCUGGCCCAGGGCAUGUGGACACUGCUGAAUGGAGAUGGGGCUGCAGGGGUCACGUCUGGACACUUAACUUGCCCGUUGAGCCCACCUGCCAGUGUCUUAGGGGGUCUCCUUUGCAAAGACAUUAAAGUGAUCGUGUUGU